AUGGACGAACUUGGUGCCGGUAAUAAGGGUUUCGCAGAGCGCGAACGAUUAUUCAAAAACGGCUCCAGCGUUGAUUUAUUGGGACACCUUCAUUGCGACGUGUUCGAUCAGGAGAAAUUCCUUCUAAACGGCGUGGAGUUGCGAUUGCGUCUGGUGAGAUCGCGGGACGCCUUCUGCAUCAUGGAAACCACCAACACCCACACGAUGCACAUUCUAGAGGCCACUCUGCUCGUUCGACGAGUCACGAUAAACCCUGGCGUGUUGUUGGCGCACGCCAGAGCUCUGGUGAAAGGGACGGCCAAGUAUCCGCUCACCAGGGUCGAGGUCAAGGCAAUGACGAUUCACGGCGGGGUGCACGGAGAAACGUUGGACAACGUGUUUCUCGGCCAGCUGCCGAAGAGAAUAAUCAUCGGAUUCGUCGAUAACAAGGCCUUCAACGGCGACCGAACGCGCAACCCGUUCAAUUUUCAACAUUUUAAAACCAACUUUCUGUCUCUGUACGUCGACGGCCAGCAAAUACCCUCGGAACCCCUGCAACCGGACUUUACGAAAUCAAGAUUAUACGUGGACGCGUACCAAACGUUGUUUUCCGGAACUGGCAUUCAUUUUCUAAACGAGGGAAACGGAAUCAGCCGGGCGGACUACCCCUACGGUUAUUGUCUGACCGCGUUCGAUCUCACACCCGAUUUAUCGGCGAACAGCAACACGCAUUGGAAUUUGGUCAGACACGGCAGCGUUCGAAUAGAGGUACGUUUCGAAGAGGCGCUCGAGAAGACGAUAAACUGCGUCGUGUACGCAGAAUUCGACAAUAUUUUGGAAAUUGAUUCGAGUCGUCAAGUUAUCGUGGAUUUCGGUGGCUGA
Molecule: messenger RNA, 861 nt
Organism: Athalia rosae (coleseed sawfly)
Lineage: Eukaryota; Metazoa; Arthropoda; Insecta; Hymenoptera; Athaliidae
Exons: 1
Coding region: 1-861 (286 amino acids)
Biological process (GO): deoxyribonucleotide biosynthetic process
Cellular component (GO): cytosol
Molecular function (GO): ribonucleoside-diphosphate reductase activity, thioredoxin disulfide as acceptor
Source: RefSeq, a predicted model, not a curated record